This is a messenger RNA of Punica granatum (pomegranate), 2094 nucleotides long. The record is from RefSeq and is a predicted model, not a curated record. Lineage: Eukaryota; Viridiplantae; Streptophyta; Magnoliopsida; Myrtales; Lythraceae.
CCUCCUAUAAAAAGCGCUCCAUCCAUUUUCACGGAUUUCCUGCACAGACAGACUUCACUCUCAAAAGUGGAAACAGAGAAUAACUCUGAGCAGAAAAUUUAUCUUCUUUAAAAAAAAAAAAAGACAUCCUAAAGCAGAAGAUAAGCCCUUCAUUUCCUCGCCGGCGACGGUAAUUGGCCAGCGGAACGAUAAUUCAGGCGAAACUCUGCUCCCUCUGCACACGCAAUGUCCGCAUCUCUGAUCAUCGCCGUCACGCCUCCCUCGAUAACCCCUAAGCUAAAGCAAUCUCCUCUCUCCCUCCCUCACUCUUCCCCUCUCUCUCUCUCUCCCCGUAGAUUGCCUAUAAAGUUAAUUCAAUCUUAAUUCCCUGAGCAAGUAGAGCAAUUUGAUGCGAGAAUUGCAAUCGACGCAACUACAUUUGCUUGAUUUAUGAAGAUUUUUGCUUUGAUCGGCCGUUGGGAAGAGGAAAUGGUCGUGAAUCUGUUGGCGAGGAGAGACUGACAUGACGUCCACUGUAAUUUUCAUGCAAUUCCGGCUUUGAGUGCUCCAUCUCUGCGUGGUCAUGGCGUUAAGGAGGGAUUGUGUUUUUGCUCGUGCAUGCGAGCGGUAGAGCCUGUGGGUUUUGAGGUACAAUCCAAUCGGCAGUGGUAAUGGAUUCGAACUGACGGCUAAGUUCUUCGUUAGAAAGUGUGAAGGAUCGAGAGAAGAGAGGCGUUUGAUCUCCUCUGUCAUGCCUCCGAUGAAGAUCCAGCCGAUCGGCUUCGAUCCUCGGUCACGGCAAGAGCCAUUCCGAGCUAACUCGGCGAAACCUGCUCCGAAGUCGCGGCUCAAGAGGCUCUUCGACCGGCCGUUCCCGAGCGUCCUCAGGAUAUCAUCCGCCGCAGAGAAGCCUGUGGUCGACACGCAGAUCAGCACAGACGGUGAAAUAUUCGAGCCGAGCUCGGUCUGCUUGGCUAAGAUGGUCCAGAACUUCAUCGAGGACAGCAACGAGAAGCAGUCAGCGGCCAAGUGCGUCCGCAACCGCUGCAAUUGCUUCAACGGGAACGGGAACGACAGCUCGGACGACGAGUUCGACGGCUUCGGCGAACCGGCUGGCCUCGGGUCUUCCGGAGAUGCCUGCGAUGCUCUCAAGGGAUUGGUUCCAUGUGCAACUGUCGCGGAGAGGAACCUGCUAGCAGACACUGCAACCAUCGUCGAGAAAAACAAAAGCCUGAAGAGGAAGGACGAUCUGAGGAAGAUCGUCACUGAGAGUCUCUCAUCCCUCGGCUAUGAUUCCUCCAUCUGCAAAUCCAAAUGGGACAAAUCUUCCUCUUUCCCUGCCGGCGAGUACGAGUACAUAGACGUGAUCGUGCAGGGCGAGCGGUUGCUGAUCGACGUCGACUUCCGGUCGGAGUUCGAGAUUGCGAGGUCGACGGGGGCAUACAGAGCGAUCCUCCAGUCGCUGCCGUACAUAUUCGUUGGCAAAGCCGAUCGCCUCUCUCAGAUAGUGAGGAUCGUGUCGGAGGCGGCGAAGCAGAACUUGAAGAAGAAGGGGAUGCACAUCCCCCCGUGGAGGAAGGCCGAGUACAUGCAGGCCAAAUGGCUCUCUUCCUACACCAGAGCCGCCGCCGCCACGGCUUUUGUGGGCGUUUCGGAGCCCCGGUCCGCCGAGACCCGGCCUGGGGAGGACUCGUCGGAGGGUGAUGGAGGGGAUUUCGAGCUGAUUUUCGGGAAGGAGACGCCCACGGUUUCGCCGUCUGAGCCCGGCGACGGCAAGAGGAAUUCGCCGGAGUGGGUCGACGUGGCAAUUGUGGUGCAGACGUGGCAGCCGCCGGCGGUGAAGCCGAAGGGUGUCGAGAAGGGGGCCAGGGUAGUCCCCGGGUUAGCGUCGCUUCUUCGGGAGAGGCCCUGACAACAAAUUUUGCAAUAUUUGUUUAAAAACUUUCUUUUUUUCCUCCUUUUACCGCGAAGAUAAUAUAUCAUAAUAAUAUAUAUAAAAAAUUCAAAAUAGUGAUGUCGAUAACUAUAUGCACAUAUAAUAUGAGAAAAUGUCGGGAAAUUGUAAAUUUUCUUUUUAUAAUCCCUUUUGGCAGUAAAUUUUUCAUUUCACUCUUA